This is a messenger RNA of Hibiscus syriacus, 947 nucleotides long. Its product is annotated as ataxin-3 homolog. NCBI's taxonomy places the organism in Eukaryota, Viridiplantae, Streptophyta, Magnoliopsida, Malvales, Malvaceae. Bases 83 to 886 code for a protein of 267 amino acids. The transcript has 3 exons. Gene Ontology annotation, cellular component: nucleus. Gene Ontology annotation, biological process: protein deubiquitination. Gene Ontology annotation, molecular function: cysteine-type deubiquitinase activity. The record is from RefSeq and is a predicted model, not a curated record.
CCGUAUAUAUAUAUAUACACAACGAAUGAGGGUCUUCUUUUAGGUAUUUAUUUAUUCAAUUUAACUUCAGUGGUUUGGGGCGAUGGAGGGAGAUAGCAAUGGCGGUAUGUUGUACCACGAGGUACAAGAGUCGAAUUUGUGCGCCGUUCAUUGCGUCAACACGGUGUUACAAGGACCUUUCUUCUCCGAAUUUGAUUUAGCUGCUUUAGCUUCCGAUCUCGACUCCAAAGAGCGCCAGAUGAUGCUCGAAGGUACCGCUUCCGCCGCCGUCUCCAGUGAUUUCCUCUCUGAGGAAUCCCACAAUGUCUCCCUUGGUGGCGAUUUUAGCAUUCAGGUUUUGCAAAAGGCUUUAGAAGUCUGGGAUUUGCAAGUUAUUCCCCUUGACUGCCCAGUUGCUGAGGCUGCCCAGAUCGACCCCGAGCUGGAAAAUGCUUUCAUUUGUCAUCUGCACGACCAUUGGUUUUGCAUCCGGAAAGUCAAUGGAGAGUGGUACAAUUUCGACAGUCUUAAUGCUGCGCCGCUGAACUUCUCGAAGUUCUAUCUCUCAGCCUAUCUGGACUCUUUGAAAGGAUCAGGGUGGAGCAUUUUCCUGGUGAGGGGAAACUUCCCUAAAGAGUUCCCUAUUUCUUCCUCUGAAGCUUCUAACGGGUACGGGCAGUGGCUGUCCCCAGAGGAUGCUGAGAGCAUAACCAAAUCGUGCAACUUAACACAAGCUCCUUCUCAAAGAAACACUAUGAGUCAACAACCUGCAUUGACUGAGACUGAUCUGCAACUGCUUUCAGAUAUGGAAGAUGAAGACUUGAGGGUUGCGAUCGCCGCCAGUUUGAUGAAUUCUUCUCCAGCCACAGCAAGUGCUGAGCUUACUCUUCUGAUGACAGCAAAAUAGCCUGAAGCACAGACUUGGACGCCCUUGCAGCUGUUGCUGAAACACACACUAUGAAUCCGAA